Messenger RNA from Vicia villosa (hairy vetch), 3488 nucleotides. RefSeq names its product boron transporter 1-like. Gene Ontology annotation, cellular component: plasma membrane. The transcript is spliced from 11 exons. Gene Ontology annotation, biological process: monoatomic ion homeostasis; monoatomic anion transport; transmembrane transport. Lineage: Eukaryota; Viridiplantae; Streptophyta; Magnoliopsida; Fabales; Fabaceae. The record is from RefSeq and is a predicted model, not a curated record. Bases 1078 to 3279 code for a protein of 733 amino acids. Gene Ontology annotation, molecular function: solute:inorganic anion antiporter activity.
UCACUCCAUUCAACCACUGUCACACAAAAAACACUCUUUCUUCUUCAUACCUCUCUCGUUUUCAUUACUCCUUAAACUCUUGCUUUGUUUCUUUGUCUCAAUCUUGUUUAUCAUUGAAUCUUCAUUAUUCCUGUUCCUCACUUUAAUGUAACUGCAACUUCAUUUUCUUUGUUCUGCUUCAACUUGUUCUUGUUAUUGUUCCUUUUUGAAGUCUCUUUGCAGAAAGAUGUAAUUUUGAUUUCAGAUUAAACUACCCUUUUGCUUUUCAAUUAAUGUCUGAAUCCUCAAAAGUGUUUUAAACGAAUCCCAACAUGGUCUCAGUCAUGGAAUCUCGCUAAUCUAGCUGCAUCUUUGAAUGUUCUCUUCUGUUUAUGAAUAUUCUUCUUAGAGCUUUUAUACUAUAGAAAAUGCAGGUUGUGAUUAUGGGUUUUCGUUAAUUUUUAUUCUAUUGCCCUCCAUAGCUAUAAAUUCAUAACUUUUAUUUGAUUAACUUCACUUUGAAUUUGAGUGUGUGUGAGAGAGUGUAACAUGUAACUUGUUUCUAGGUGUAAAUUUUGUUCCUUUUGAUAUAGCAUAUGGAGGGUUUUUAUUGUAAUCUAGAACAAGGGUAGUUUUGGAUCUUGGUUUUGUUAUGGUUCAGUGUUUCUUCUUGUGAAGUGUUUGUUCUGUUGGAUAUGUAAUCCAAGUACUUUUUGUUCAAUUACUGACUAGUUCAUUUCUCAUUCAUUACACAAUAUAUGCAAAAGUUGUUCAUAGAUUCUUUGAAAAUGUAAAUACUUUUUUCUGGAUUUCAUUCAUUCAUUUACUUCACUAUGAGUCUGGUGUGCUCAACAAUCAACAAAUAACUCCAGCUUCUAGCUUUUCUGUUUAGGAUGAUGUUAUGUAGAAUUCUCGUCUCCCUGCCCGGAGUUAUGUUUUAUUUUCGUGUAUGCGGCUUUAAAUAAGCACUGUUUUUUUACCUCUAGAGCUCUCUUGAAUUGAGUCAGAAAAAUCAGCAUCUUCCAAUUGCAUAUUUUUCAUCUUCUUUCCUUAUAAGAUCAAUCAAUACUAGUUCAUUGGCACUAUUCAAAGACUUUCAUGGAAGAAACAUUUGUUCCUUUUCGCGGAAUUAAGAAUGAUUUCAAAGCAAGAAUUAUGUGCUACAAACAAGAUUGGACUAGUGGAUUCCGCGCAGGUGCAAGGAUCCUUGCACCAACUACAUACAUAUUUUUUGCUUCUGCAAUUCCUGUUAUAUCAUUUGGCGAGCAACUCGAGAGAACUACUGGUACACAAAUAUUUUUCAGGUUCAGUCUCUUGGUGUUUGUUUAUGUCAUAUUAUAUGCUAAGAAGUUAUAUUAUACAGAUGGAACUCUCACUGCUGUGCAGACUCUUGCAUCAACUGCACUAUGUGGUAUUGUCCACUCGGUUAUUGGAGGGCAACCUCUCCUCAUACUAGGUGUAGCCGAGCCAACCGUUUUGAUGUAUACAUUCAUGUACAAUUUCGCAAAGGAUCGUGAGGAUUUAGGACACAAAUUAUUCUUGCCUUGGACUGGAUGGGUGUGCGUUUGGACUGCACUGUUGCUGUUCUUGCUGGCUAUUCUCGGUGCAUGCUCCAUAAUCAACCGGUUCACGCGCCUUACCGGUGAACUAUUUGGUCUGUUAAUUGCAAUGCUCUUUAUGCAGCAGGCUAUAAAGGGACUUGUGGAAGAGUUUGGUGUACCAAAGACACAGACAGAAGGUACCAAUCAGAUUGCACUUCAAUCCUCUUGGCUGUUUGGCAAUGGAAUGUUUGCUUUAGUUUUGUCGUUCGGCCUUCUUUUUACCGGUCUGGGAAGCCGCAAGGCUAGAUCCUGGCGUUACGGGACAGGUUGGCUACGAGGAUUUAUAGCUGAUUACGGAGUCCCCUUAAUGAUUCUCGUAUGGACUGCUGUAUCUUACAUACCUGUCAACAAGGUCCCAAGGGGAAUCCCGAGGCGACUUUUCAGUCCAAAUCCAUGGUCUCCUGGUGCAUACUCAAAUUGGACUGUUGUAAAGGAAAUGUUGAAUGUGCCUCUAUUGUACAUUAUUGGAGCAUUUAUACCAGCAACUAUGAUUGCCGUGCUUUACUACUUCGAUCACAGCGUUGCAUCACAACUCGCGCAGCAAAAAGAGUUCAAUCUAAGAAAACCUCCAUCUUAUCAUUAUGACUUACUACUCCUCGGAUUUUUGACCUUAUUCUGCGGGCUUAUUGGAAUCCCUCCUUCCAACGGUGUGAUUCCACAAUCUCCAAUGCAUACCAAGAGCUUAGCUACUCUAAAACAUCAGAUUUUACGGCAUAAGCUUGUCUCUACUGCACGAACGAGCAUGGGGAAAAACAUGAACCUGAGUCAGUUUUACGAAAGUAUGAAAGAAGCAUAUGACGUAAUGCAGACGCCAUUGGUUUCCCAAAUGCCAUCCACCUUGGGGCUGAAAGAGUUGAAGGAGUCUACCGUUGCACUUGCUUCAAGUCAUGGAUACAUUGAUGCUCCUGUUGAUGAAAUCGUCUUUGAUGUGAAUAAGGAUGUUGAUGACCUUAUGCCAGUCGAAGUUAAAGAGCAGCGACUCAGUAAUUUACUGCAGGCAUCAAUGGUUGCGGCUUGUGUUGCUGCUAUGCCUCUUUUGAAGAAGAUACCAACUUCGGUGCUUUGGGGUUACUUUGCCUUCAUGGCUAUUGAAAGCUUGCCGGGAAAUCAGUUUUGGGAGAGAAUAUUGUACCUUUUCACUGCUCCAAGUCGAAGAUACAAACUGCUGGAGGAACACCAUGCCACUUUUGUUGAGACUGUGCCUUUGAAAGCAAUUGCUCUGUUUACUCUGUUCCAGACAGCUUACUUGCUUCUCUGCUUUGGCAUAACCUGGAUACCAAUCGCCGGGGUCCUCUUCCCGUUGUUAAUCAUGCUUCUUGUCCCGGUUCGGCAAUAUUUUCUUCCUCAUUUUUUCAAAGGAGCCCAUCUACAAGAGUUGGACGCCGCAUCAUACGAGGAAGCACCGGCCAUUGCUUUCAACAUGUCCUUUGAUGACCUAAGUAACCAUGGAAAUAUGGCCAAUGUCAGUGGUGGAGAAAUUCUUGAUGAGAUUAUCACGAGGAGUCGCGGAGAGAUACGUCGCACUCAAAGCUCUAAAGCAUCUAGUUCAUCUGCAACACCAAUAGGAGGAGAUAUAAGGCCUGCUAAUAGCCCGCAAAUAUCACGAACGAUUCCUAGCCCUCGAGUAACCGCAUUGAGAGGGGAAAGCAGCAGCGCAGGAUCAAACGGAAAGGAGUUAAAGUUAAAGCAAAUUCCUUGAAAAACAUCCAAAUGAUACACAACUUAAAAGCUAAAAUGUAUCUUUAACAGAUUAUACUAGUACUAAGUGAUUAUAGUAGUACUAAGUGAUGUUCUAUAGGGUUUUUUUUUUUUUACAACAACAAAACAUCGACAUCUUCUUGAUGUCUUUCUUUGUUUCCUUUUAAUCCUAUUCCUUACAAUAUAUAAAAUGGGCAGGAACAUUUUCAA